CAUCUAGUUAAUGUCGCAGAAAUGCCAUCAAAGUUUAUAUUAGUUAAUGAAUCUUCAAAAUUCAAUAUUAACUUAACUUAAAAUAUAAAAAUUUUGAAACCAACAAUUUCAAAAUUGAUAUUUCUUAUAAAAUUGUAUGUGCUAAUGCAUUAUUAACUUGACAUUUUUUAAUAAGCCGAAUCUAACGAUAGUGUGAACUUUAACCUAGUUUUUUGUGUUCAAAAUGAAUGCAUCAGAUGGAAAUGAUAGUGGUAUUUAUACAUUUAAUGCAGUCCGAAAUUCAUUUUCAAUGCAGUCUAUCAAGGAUGAUAUAAGUAAAUGUAAUGUGAGGGGCUCAGAACAAGUUUUAGACCCCAGUAUUGACUCGAUAAAUUAUUUAGAUCGACAUCAUAAUGAAAAAAUGAUCGAUUUCGAAGAGAAGAAUUCGUAUUAUCAAUAUAUUGAUGAAUCUAGAUCAAGUGUCUCUUCAUCAUGUGAAAGGAAUUCUACAAGUGAAAGUAGUGAUUUUAUAAAAUCAAAUAACCCCAUAGAUUUUGUAAACGUUGGAAAUGAUGAUAAUAGAGAUAUAUUACAAAAUUACAAAGUCAAUUUUUUAUUGAAUGGAAAGAAACUAUUGAAAAAUAUUAAUUCGCUUGAUGAUUUGAUGAAUAAAACGUCGAGAACAAUGACAACACUAGAAGAAAAACCUGUUAAACAAGUAAAAAAUAUAGAUGAUUUGAAGAAAGUACUCUCCAAAGUGAAGGUUGUGACAGGUGAAAUCAGUAGUUGCGAUGAAGUAAACACAGGUAAUUUUUCAAAUAAAAUACCAAAUGAAAAUAAAACACCGCUCUCAGCACAUUCUAAAAUUCAAUUAAAAAAUUAUUGUCGUACAUGUGCUGGAUUAAAAAUACCUUUGGUAGAUAUAUUCGGAGAAAAAGGUAUCCAAAUGAGAUUAAAUCAACAAAUGAGACAUCUAGAGCAUAUUAGUAAAGAUGAUAGUUUAUCCACACAAAUUUGUAUGGAUUGCAUUUGCGAUUUAAAAAUGAGUUACAAGUUUUUUAUGCAAAUAAAAAAGGCUGAAGUUAAAUUAAAAUCAAUUCGUACGUCUUUAAGUUCAGUGUCUGCGCGCCAAACGGACUUAAAGCCAGAUGAAUUUAUAAAUUCAAAAAAGUCUCAAGAACGAGAAGAAAUCAUCAAGUGCCCAAUGCAAGUUAAUAAACGAGAAUCGUCACGAAUCAUAAUUAAUUCGAGUGACGUAGCUGCUAAUAACCACUGUGCAAACGCAAUAGAUAAUUUAAUGGAACAUGAAGAGAAAAACAAGUAUAAUGAAGAUAAUUUUACUGAAGAAUUCGAUCCCGAUAAUUCUAUACCUUCAAUAGAAACGUGUGAUAAGUCACAUUUUGACAUGGAAAUAGACACUAAUUUAAAUAACGUGCAACAAGAAAAUCAUGCUGAUGUGUAUAGUAAAGAAACGACUUUACCAAUAAAUGAUGAAUUAUGCCAAAAGAAUGGUGAAGAAUCAGAAGAUAUAACAGAUAAAUCAAUUUAUCAGUACAAUUCAGAACUUAAAACUUAUAUAAAAUUAGAAACUGAUAAAUCAGUAGUAUCUAAUAUUUUAAUUCAAUCGAAUCCAGACAUCCUUGAAUCCGAAAAUGAUGCAAUGUUGAAACAAAAAAAUUUGUUGAAAAAAAACAUUUCAUUAGAUGCAUUGAACAAUACAGCAGUAUCAGAGAAAGAAUCAAAGAUUGACCAAUUGAAUACCGUGAUUGCACCACCAGCGAAAGAAGAAGAUAUAAUGUAUGUUACUGUAAAAGGUUCUAAACCAAAUGAAUUACUUUUGGUUAAAGUUAAAAAAAUGCAUAAAAAUGGCGACAGAAAAGGAGGUAACUAUUUGAAUAAAAACAUCGCUGAUGUAAAAUCUGCGGAAAAGUUUUUUAAAACUCUUUCAUACAAAGAUAUCUACAAUAAUCGUACAAAAGAAAUAGAAAAUCGAGGAGCGAUAAUUGAAGAGCAAAUUGAGGAAUACAAAAAAAAACGCGAAAAGUUUCUUGGUGUUGUUAGCUGCAGUAAUAAUAGUGCAAUUAGUACAGGAAAUAUAAAAAAUUCUAUAAAUAUAAAUAACUUUGACGGGGAAGAAAGUUCUUCUGACAAAAUUCAAAGAUCAACUCUAAUAGAAUCUAUAGAUUCUAACAAAACUAAUGAUAGGUUAUUAGAUGGUACAGAAGUUGAAGAAUUACAUUUUUUGGACAUUGAUAAAAAUAAAAAAAAUUCCAAUGAAGUGAAACAUGAAAAUACACAAGAAUAUUUGACGACAUUAGUAAAUAUUAACCAAAACUGCGAAAUAAGUAAUUCUAAAAAACAGCCGUUGAAAAAAGAAUUAACUGAUUCAAUUGAAAAAGGGAAUAUUGAUAAAUUAUAUCGAAUUUUAGGAGAAAAUGAAAAAAAUUUACUAGAAUUUCAGGAAUAUCUGAAACAGCGGAAGAUUGUAAUUGCACGAUUAAACGAUCAAGAUAUUAUAUCGUUAUAUGAAGAUCGCCAUGCUACAAUACAAAAAAAAUUUCCAAAUUUAAUUUAUGAAAAUCAUUCUGUGAAUCCUACUAAUGAAAACAAUUUUUUAGAUUGUGAUUAUUGUUCAGAAAUUUUUUUUUCUCAAGAAAGUUUCGAAGAACAUCUUAAAACUCAUGACUUUAAAAUUUUGUUUUUUUGCGAAGAUUGUGGAUCGGAAUUUUCGACUAAUAAAGCUAAGCGAGCACAUAAUAUAAUAUGUGUGAAGAAAUUAAUUUGUAAAUAUUGCGAUUUUGUGUCAGAAUCAAAGGGGAAAAAACGUCAACAUGAACAAAAGCACUGUGAUGCUAUUUAUGGUCAACUAUGUGACAUGUGUGGGGAAAAAUUUAAACAUCAAGGUACUUUAGAUCAACAUAUUAAGACCCAACAUAUGAGCUGGGAAAAAAUUUUUCAAUGUCCUAAGUGUCCCAAAAAAUUUGCUUUUAAACAAAAAUUAAGCUUUCAUGUAAAAUCAGUUCAUACAACAUUACGAGCUUAUUUAUGCGAAGACUGUGGAGCUGAUUUUAAAAAUCCAGCAUCUCUAAGACAUCAUCGCAUUCGAAAACAUCAGCCUUCGAGUAAUAAACGUGAGUGUCAAGUUUGUCAUAAAAUUGUUCCAUUUUACAGUCUUUCAAAGCAUAUGUACACUCAUAAAGCAUAUACAAUUAAGUGUCCACAUUGCGAUAAAAUGUUUAAAAAUUCGUCAACAUUGAAACAACAUCUACGAAUUCAUGAAGAUCAACGACCAUACCGUUGUGAAAAUUGUGGUGCUGGGUUUAAUCGACGAGAUGGUUUAAGAUUGCAUAUGCGGGUUCAUCUAAAAUCUAAUAGUCGAGCUCUUAGAGAAUGCUCUUGUCAGAUAUGCUCAGAAAAAUUUCCUAAUCAUUCAAUGCUCGUUAUUCAUCGAAAUCGUGUUCAUAAAGAUGGUAAACAAUAUACGUGCCGUAUAUGUAAUCGUUCGAUGCUUUCUUCCAGAUCAUUAGAGUGGCAUAUGUCUCAUAUUCACAAUGAAAUACCACCAGGUAUUUCAAGAGAUCAAGUUGAACCUACGCUUGAAAAAAAAAGAGUAUUAUGCAAUCAUUGUAAUAAAACAUUUAAGACCGAAAUGAUUUUGAGAACUCAUAUUAAAAAUACACAUAUGGAAAAAAAUCCGGUUAAAUGUUUAGACUGUGAUUUAAUGUUCACAUCAGAAGUAAGAUUGAAACACCAUAUGAUGAUUGCUCACAAUCGAUUUGAAGGUACACUUACUUGUCCUCAUUGCCCAAAACGUUUUGUUAACCAGUUAAGGCUUAAAACUCAUAUGAUAUCACAUUCAGAAGACAGACCUUACACUUGUGAAAUUUGUGGUUUUAAUUUAAAAACAAAAAUUCAAUUAAUAAAACAUCAUCAAAAUAAACAUAGUGAUGAACGACCGCUUCAAUGCCGAUUCUGUCCCUGGAGAUGUAAACAAGUUAGUGCAUUGGUUUGUCAUGAAAGAACGCAUACGAAUGAACGACCCUAUUCUUGCAUAGUUUGCAAACAACGUUUUAAAUAUCUCGGAGAUAAAAAUAAACACCAGAGAAGACAUGAGAGUCUCGGAGGGGCAGGGUUCAAACGCAUUGUUGCUGGAAGAAAUAUUAAACAGUCAAGAAAUCAUGAAGGAGAAACUUCAGGUUCAGAUCAAGAACAAGUAGAACCAGAGGACGAAUAUGAAACUACUGUAGAGGAUGAACAACAAUUUGGCGAGCAAAUUAGUCAUGAAGGAGAUCAGCAAAUAAUCAAGUUUGAAGCAGUAGAAGUUGAUGAAGAUUAUGAGCAAGUUUAUGAACAAGAAUAUGACGAAAUUUCGGAAAUAGCCUCUGAUUCUGCUGAUGUGAUAAUGAGUAUCGAAAAUACAUCAGUUUAUACUGAAGAAGUUUCUGCUGAAAACAUUGAGCAUGAAGACAUAACUGAUCAAAUGUUACAACCUGGGACGAUAGUUCAUUUACGACAGAAAGAUGAAAAUGGAAAAAUUCAAGUUAUUCCUGUCAUGUUAUCUUUGCCUGAUUUAACCGAAUCAGGCACUGAAGUUGAUUUAGCAACUGCAUCAAUAAUGUAUAAUAGCUAAAUUAUUUGAAAUGGUGAAUGAUAUUUUAUUAAUUAACUCAAUUAUCGAUAGUUAUUUUAUUUCACUACACUUUUCUUUUCAGCUUCAAGGUAUUGCUAUGUGUAGAUAGUAAUUAAAUUAUUCAUAUUAUAAUCGAAGAUAAUUUUUAAGAAAUAAAGCAAUUUAAUGAAUAUUUUUAUCUAACUUAUACUUAAAAAUUAAGCCUAUAUAGUAGAAUUAGCUACAAAUUUAAUUGUAACAAACAAAAUUAUAAUACAAAGGUAUAAAAUUGAUUAAUUUAAUAAAAUAAGUUAAUUAUGUUUAUUACCAGCUU
Microplitis mediator is the source of this 4922-nucleotide messenger RNA. RefSeq lists its product as uncharacterized. The transcript has 3 exons. The coding region runs from base 224 to 4609 and encodes 1461 amino acids. Gene Ontology annotation, molecular function: DNA-binding transcription factor activity, RNA polymerase II-specific; RNA polymerase II transcription regulatory region sequence-specific DNA binding; zinc ion binding. Gene Ontology annotation, cellular component: nucleus. Gene Ontology annotation, biological process: regulation of transcription by RNA polymerase II. The record is from RefSeq and is a predicted model, not a curated record. Lineage: Eukaryota; Metazoa; Arthropoda; Insecta; Hymenoptera; Braconidae.